AUGCAGCAACCAACAUGCUCCAACAUGCGCAUCCGCUCAACCGCGGACGCCCACAAGAUUUUCGCAGCAAUACAGCAGAACAUCCUCAGCAUGGUCACAAGGCGCCUCGACGCCGACGAGCGUCUCGCCCUCCGCUCAGGCUGCAUUUAUGCCUGGGAAGAACGCGGCCCACACAGCGAGAUAACCGGCCUCGGAAUCGAACGGUUCACCGAGGGCAGGCGCUGGUCGCCCUCGCGUGUCCGGGAUGAAUUCCUAUUUUAUUACGAGAAGUACUCGCCGCCUGCGGACGCUAAUCAUCUGGGUACCUCCGCUGAGCGCCAACCGCCUCGCGACUGGGAUCCACUCGUCAAACAGACCUACUCCGUCUGGGUUGACACGGAAAAAGGACGUCGGAAAUGGCAUCUCACCGCGUACUUUACCCAGGCCACCAUUGAUCAGUUGGGCACUGUGGACGACGAUAUGCGUCUCCGGAAUGUAAUUGUAGCAGACGGCAUGUUCAAGAGUACACGAGUAGGCAAGAGUCGCAAUCGAACUGAGGACCACAAUCGUUCGGAUGUGGCACGGGCAGCCAGCUCUGUCACACGGACCUACGCACCUUUUCCAACUCCAUACCAAUACCAAGCACAUAAUGGAUCCCCUAGUAUGGCUCCAGUCCUAAUGCAUGAACCAUAUCAGUCCACCCAUGCGGCCGAGCGCCUCCAAUCUCCGGCCUACGAACAUACUCCGUCUCCGGUCUCUCCUCAAAUCCAAGGACAGCAAUACCUACCCAACCAGUCCAACUAUCCCAACUCAAACCCAUCGCCGUACAUUGGGUCCAGAUACCCUACAAGCCCAACGAACAUCUCCCAAGCGAUGAGCUCUCCAGCCCAGUCGCCUCAACAAUACCACCUUCCUAGCAUGCACCACCACGACCACCACGGAUAUUACUCUCCUACCCCGUCUUCUUCCUCCUCCUGGUCUAACAACCAAUCUCAGCCAUACUACAGCCCUUCCGCGCACCGGCCUAGUGCCAGCCACUUUGAAGCUCCUCAGCCUUCCCCGUACUCUCCGCCAUCCUCUUACAGUAACCCACCCCCACCUCCGAGCCACCAUACCGGCCCCGUUUCACCCCACCCGCACCCCUACUCCGGGCCCAUCCCAAACAACGGCAGCCAGCUCUACUCGCCGUCCUACUCCCUCGGCUCAGCCCUGACACCUCCCCCACACCCACUGCCGCCCCCACAGACCCUCGCCCAGCCACCCCCGCACGCCGGGCACGCACACUCGCCCACCGACCUCGAGAUGCGCGGGCCCCAGCUCUCGCCAUUGCAGAUCCCCGACCGCAUCUACCCCAGCGGCUCGUACACGCAACCCUCACCCGUCUCCUCCGCCGCCGACGGGCCUCUGCCCCCGAGCAUUGGUGGUCCUGGAGGCCCAGGGAGCUCGGGCAUCGAGAACUCGGACUACGCGCUCGCCCCACUCAACAUCCUCAAGCGCCCGGGUCGGUACCGCCGCGAGCCGGCGGACGAGAAGACGCUUCGGCUUCUGCGUGCGCCACAGUCGAGUCCUUGA
This is a messenger RNA of Cyclocybe aegerita, 1551 nucleotides long. NCBI's taxonomy places the organism in Eukaryota, Fungi, Basidiomycota, Agaricomycetes, Agaricales, Hemipholiotaceae. The record is from the annotation of a GenBank genome assembly.